This is a messenger RNA of Kalmanozyma brasiliensis GHG001, 852 nucleotides long. Its product is annotated as Ribose 5-phosphate isomerase, type A. Bases 1 to 852 code for a protein of 283 amino acids. The transcript has 2 exons. Gene Ontology annotation, molecular function: ribose-5-phosphate isomerase activity. NCBI's taxonomy places the organism in Eukaryota, Fungi, Basidiomycota, Ustilaginomycetes, Ustilaginales. Gene Ontology annotation, cellular component: intracellular membrane-bounded organelle. The record is from RefSeq and is a predicted model, not a curated record. Gene Ontology annotation, biological process: D-ribose metabolic process; pentose-phosphate shunt, non-oxidative branch.
AUGGCUACAACCGACUCUGCCAGCGCGGCCAAGGCUGCCAACUCCAAUUCGUCCGCCUUCAAGAGCACAGAGCUUCCACACUUGUCCGGCGUCGAGGCUGCUAAGCGUGCUGCUGCUUACGCUGCUGUAGACAACCACGUCAAGCCUCAGCACGAGAUCAUCGGUAUUGGCUCUGGCUCCACCGUGCCAUAUGUCGUCGAGCGAAUCGCACAACAAGGCGAGGCGGUCAACGCCAAACGUUGGUUCGUGCCCACGGGCUUCCAAUCGCGCGAGCUCAUCAUCCACGCCGGUCUUCGUCUCGGUGACGUCGACAGCUUCCCCAGCAUCGACGUGACCAUCGAUGGCGCUGACGAAGUCGACAACGCGCUCAACUGCAUCAAGGGUGGUGGCGCUUGUCAUCUCCGCGAAAAGGUGCUCGCCGAAGCCGCCAACGAAUUCGUCGUCGUCGCCGACUACCGCAAGAACGGCUCCCAACUCGGCACCAAGUGGUUGCAAGGUGUCCCCAUCGAAGUCGCCCCUUUCGCCUACGCCAAGGUGCUGCAGAACCUGAAGAAGAUGGGAUCCGAAAAGGCAGUGCUGAGAAUGGGCAAGGCAAAGGCUGGACCGGUCGUAACGGACAAUGGCAACUUCUGCAUCGACGCCCCCUUCCCAGAGGCACAGAUGAAGGACCCCUCGGAUCUGCUCAUGCGCAUCAAGCUGUUGACGGGUGUGCUAGAGGUCGGACUCUUCUGCAACAUCUGCAAAUCCGCUUACUUUGGUAACGAGGAUGGCACGAUUACUAUCAAGACGGCAGACGGGAAGGUGCAGGAGGGCGUUAACUUUGAUGUCACCAAGCCUCCCGCGACGGCAUGA